CUAAGCAUUAUCCAUUCUCUAUAAAAAUUUCGAUUCUUCAAACCACAACUUUCAAAGUCAAUACAUUUCAACUACAAUCUUAACAAAAUGUUCUUCAAAACUCUCCCGCUCGCUGCCUUGGCUGCCGUCGUCCUCGGCUUACCUGCUCCGCAGCAGUCCAGCAUAACCACGGGAACCCCGGGCUCGGUUCCGACAAGUCUACCUCAGCCGGGAGAUUCGAAUGGUGGUUCGCCCUCAGCUAUCAGCGGCAACCCCCCUAUUCCUUCCGGUCUCACGCUGCCUGCUGGUGGUAGUUUUACCGGCCCGCCGAGCGGCUUCCCGACUGAUCUUCCCAGUGGCCUCCCGACUGAUCUCCCCAGCGGCUUCCCGACUGGUAUUCCCAGCGGCUUCCCGAGCGACUUUGCUAGCGGUCUUCCGACUGGUCUUCCGAGUGGCUUCCAAAGCGACUUUGCUAGCGGCUUCCCUGCAAGCCGCCCAACUGAUCUUCCUUCUGGGUUCCCUAGUGGUCUUCCUAACGGUGGUGUUCCUACUGGUACCCCGACUGGAGUCCCUACUGAUGCCCCGACUGGCGUCCCAGUUCCCUCUGGCUCGGCAUAGAGGAUUUACGACAAUAAGAUAGCGCCAAAGGUUAUGACGAGAAGGGAUCUUUUGCAUACGAUUACCUCGGGGGUCAUUCUUUGAUACUCUCGUUUUCGUCCGAGUCCAUUUCGAGAUAUAACAGUCCUGCUUGAGUUUCGUUGGUUGUCAUUCGUUAUUGGGUUAUAGCUGGAUAAAGGAGUGGUCUGUAGUUAUUCUGGCAAUACUACUAUCGUAUUACCGGUUAGAAUAAAAAAUAUAGAACGAUGUUCCAAAUGUGCUCAGUGCGUAGUAUAUCAUAUGUGACUGCAUGAUAGUUGAUACGGAUACCAGGGGAUCGCUACUUCUGCUCAAUGA
Molecule: messenger RNA, 933 nt
Organism: Daldinia vernicosa
Lineage: Eukaryota; Fungi; Ascomycota; Sordariomycetes; Xylariales; Hypoxylaceae
Exons: 1
Coding region: 88-597 (169 amino acids)
Source: RefSeq, a predicted model, not a curated record